AUGAAUGUUCAAGGAAAGCCUGCAUCAGUUGGCCCAUGGGGAGGCCAAAGUGGUCAUGCAUGGGAUGAUGGAAUGUUCACCAAUGUAAGGCAAAUAGUUAUAGCACAUGGUUAUAGUAUAGACUCCAUCCAAGUUGAGUAUGACAAGAAUGGUACCUCGGUUUGGUCUGAAAAACGUGGAGGAAAGGGAGGCAUUAAGGUUGAUAAGGUCAAACUUGAUUACCCGCAUGAGUAUUUGAUUGCAGUACAAGGAACCUAUAGUGCAUUUGACGUGUGGGGCAAUCUAUGUAUCCGGUCGAUUACAUUUGAGAGUAACCGCAAAAGAUAUGGACCAUUUGGUGUUGAGUCAGGUACAUACUUCUCAAUGCCAAAAUCAGACUCGAAGAUUAUUGGGUUUUAUGGAAAAUCUGGUUGGUAUUUGGAGGCUAUUGGUGCUUACAUUCAACCAAUUCCUAAAGAGACUAAUCCCACGUCGAAAGUUGUCUUACACCCACCUCAAAAUGUCCCCCAUGGUGAUAAGAAACUCGAGCACUCAGGAAAUAUAGGCCAAAACUUAGAUGUAGUUGCUGGACUCAAACAGAAAGAUUCAGCUUUACCUUCUCUUCAAGGUCAAGCAGGUGCUGAGAUCAACAAAAAUAAGUUGGUGAAAGAUACUGAGAAGUUGCAGCCAAAAGCUGGAGGUGGUGUGAAAAUACAUGGACCAUGGGGUGGAAUCGGUGGUAUCAUGUUUGAUGAUGGGAUAUAUACUGGUAUUAGACAAAUCAAUUUGUCACGCAGUGUCGGGAUUGUAUGGAUGAAAGUGUGCUACGACUUUAAAGGACAAGCUGUGUGGGGAAGCAAGCAUGGUGGCAGGGGAGGAUUAAGACAUGAUAAGAUUGUAUUUGACUACCCAUCAGAGGUUUUAACACAUGUAACGGGAACAUAUGGACCGUUGAUAUACAUGGGACCUAAUGUGAUAAAGUCACUGACGUUCCACACCAACAAAGGAAUACAUGGACCUUAUGGAGAAGAACAAGGACCUUCGUUUACACAUAAAACCGACGAGGGUAAAGUUGUCGGAUUCCAUGGAAGAGAGGGUUUGUUUCUUGAUUCGAUUGGUGUUCAUGUUAUGCCAUGCAAAAUAAGUCCCUUUAAGCCAUCUCCUCACAAUGCAACUGUUACUCAUAAUAACACUGGCGUAGGGGCUAAUAAGCUAGCUCUUGCAGUAAACGGCCAUGGCGAAAAGUUUGAGCGUGGAGUCUUGAAAGAAUCAACACCCAACGGGUCUGGACCAUGGGGAGGCAACGGAGGUAAACCAUGGGACGAUGGUGUAUUUUCAGGGAUCAAGCAGAUAUUUGUAACUAGAGGAAAGGAUGCUAUCUCUUCAUUACAAGUCGAAUACGAUAAGAAUGGACAAUCAGUUUGGUCCAAUACACAUGGUGGUAAUAGUGGAGUUGCCACACACAGGAUUAUACUCGAGUAUCCAAACGAGACGCUCACCUGCAUUUCAGGGUAUUACGGACCACUGAACAAUUCAGACAAAUCUAUUGUUGUCAAGUCUCUGAGUCUCUACACGAGCCGUGGUAAGUACGGUCCGUACGGUGAGGAGACGGGGACGUUUUUCAUUUCGACUAAAACACAAGGGAAAGUGUUGGGGUUACAUGGAAGAAGCAGCUCUUACUUGGAUGCCGUUGGAGUUCAUAUACUGCAGCGGCUUGGUGACAAUAAUAAGGAUCAGAUCAACAGGACUUCCUGUUUCAAGCGCUACUGAAAAUCUUGUCGACACGUGAAAUAAACAUGCGCCUAAUCGCAUUUAGUUUCCUUUCCAGUGAAAAACAUUGUUCUAUAAACGUGAUAAAUAUGAAAAACUAGAGAAACAAGAAGAGUGUGUAACAUAAAACGAAUAAACAUUGCUAUUUCCUUGCGUGUUGCAACACUUCUCUGAGCACAGAAGCUAUUCGAUGAGACAUGUGACGUUCCCUAAUCGUAAGCUAUUCAUCGUCAUCUUAUAUUAGUACAUCUUUGUUUAAGAACUUAUCUUAAUUAUAUAAU
Molecule: messenger RNA, 2030 nt
Organism: Eruca vesicaria subsp. sativa (arugula)
Lineage: Eukaryota; Viridiplantae; Streptophyta; Magnoliopsida; Brassicales; Brassicaceae
Source: the annotation of a GenBank genome assembly